Messenger RNA from Podospora anserina S mat+, 1563 nucleotides. RefSeq lists its product as uncharacterized. Gene Ontology annotation, molecular function: GTP binding; protein binding; GTPase activity. The record is from RefSeq and is a predicted model, not a curated record. NCBI's taxonomy places the organism in Eukaryota, Fungi, Ascomycota, Sordariomycetes, Sordariales, Podosporaceae. The coding region runs from base 1 to 1563 and encodes 520 amino acids. Gene Ontology annotation, biological process: tRNA methylation; tRNA wobble uridine modification. The transcript is spliced from 2 exons. Gene Ontology annotation, cellular component: mitochondrion; cytoplasm.
AUGCUCUUCAAUGAGAACGACGACACCAUAUAUGCCUUGUCAUCGGGUGCGGGAAAGGCGGGCAUAGCCGUUAUCCGCAUUUCUGGCCCAGGUUCUUUAAGCGUUUACAAAGCACUAUGCCCAACGAAACCUCCACCGAAACCCAGAUAUGCUGGUGUGAGGACGUUGCUUGACCCAGCUUCUGCCAAUCUGCCCAAUGGCAAUAUCCUGGACUCGGAUUCCCUCAUUCUCUACUUCCCUGGGCCCAAGACCGUGACUGGCGAAGAUGUGCUUGAAUUGCACGUCCAUGGAGGCUCUGCUACGAUCAAGGCUGUGCUUGCGGCGAUUCCAAAGUGCUCGACCACGGGCAAAGUUCGAUAUGCUGAACCAGGCGAAUUCACGAGACGUGCAUUCCUGAAUGGGAGGCUCGAUCUUGCACAGGUGGAGUCACUGGGCGACACUCUUGACGCCGUGACAGAACAGCAACGACGCGUGGCCGUGCAGGGCAACUCGGGUGUUUUGGGCAAAACAUACGAACGCUGGCGAGAGGAACUUUUGCUGGCUCGGGGUGAGAUCGAGGCACUCAUUGACUUCUCAGAAGAUCAGCACUUUGACGAAUCCCCGACCGAGCUGCUUACCAAUGUCAGACGGCUAGUGGAGGGCAUCUUGCAUUCAAUCAACAUGCACAAGCUUGGCAGCCAAAAGAGUGAGCUUCUACGGAACGGUAUCCGGAUAGCUCUGUUGGGACCGCCCAAUGCCGGGAAGAGCUCUUUGAUGAACCAGAUUGUUGGACGGGAAGCUUCCAUUGUUUCCUCGGAAGCGGGAACUACCCGCGACGUUAUCGAGGCGAAUCUUGAUAUUCGGGGAUAUCUCUGUUCGUUUGCUGACACAGCUGGCAUACGAACCGAGUCGACCAGGUCGAUUGCUAAUCUUGACGGGGACUCGAGCCCAGUCAUCGGCGCUAUCGAGCAGGAGGGCAUCCGCAGAGCACGUCAGAAGGCAAUGGAUUCGGACAUUGUCAUCGUCUUGGCCUCCGUGGAAGCAGUAAAAGGAGGCGGUCACCAGAUAAGCUAUGACGUGGAGACGCUGAAAUUAGCAGCUGCAGCUCAGCAGUGCUUGGUUGCGGUGAACAAGAGUGAUGUUGUGGAACGAGAAACACUGGAACCGCUGAUCCAAGGUUUUAAAAGUUCGGCUCUUGGGAGCGUUCAGGGUCUCCAAGGUGCCGAGCCGCUCACCAUUUCCUGCAAGGCUGCGGCGACGGCGGCUGCAGGGCUAACGGAUCCAGGUGGUGUUCAUACCCUCACUGAGAGACUGGUCCAAUCAUUCUCAGAGCUCACCUCAUUGCCUGGCGAUGUGCAUCAUUUGCUUGGUGUCACUGAACGACAAAAUCAACUUCUCUUUGAAUGCCAGAUGCAUCUAGAAGGCUUCAUGACGGAGGCACAAGCGUGCGGGGCCGGAAGAGAACCCGACGUUGUACUCGCGGCGGAGCACUUGCGACUUGCCGCCAACCGGCUUGCCUGUAUCACGGGACGCGGCGACUCCGGGGACGUCGAAGAAGUGUUAGGAGUGAUCUUCGAAAAGUAA